Molecule: messenger RNA, 828 nt
Organism: Trypanosoma conorhini
Lineage: Eukaryota; Euglenozoa; Kinetoplastea; Trypanosomatida; Trypanosomatidae
Product: protein kinase C substrate protein
Exons: 1
Coding region: 1-828 (275 amino acids)
Biological process (GO): N-glycan processing
Cellular component (GO): glucosidase II complex
Source: RefSeq, a predicted model, not a curated record
AUGUUACUGUUUCUAUUUGUUUUGGCACUCGUGCUACCUAGUUGCACCGCUUUGGAGCCUUCUUAUGGUGUACAGGACGGUCUUUUGGAACGCUUUUCUACACUGAGGCGUGAAGAGCCUUUUCUUUGUCUGUGUGGCAAUGCAACAAUUAUGGGUUACCAGGUUAAUGACGAUUAUUGCGAUUGCCCAGAUGGGAGCGAUGAGCCGGGCACCUCAGCCUGUACUAACCCAGGGAUGAGAGUUAAGUUUCCUGCCAAAUGGAACUUCAGGUGCAAAAAUCUUGGCUUCAAACCAAAGGAAGUGCCACACAACAGAAUUAAUGAUGGAAUAUGUGACUGCUGUGACGGUUCUGAUGAGUAUUCUGGAAUUGCCGUCUGCCCCAAUGUCUGUGCUGAGGCUCAAGAACGUGAAGAAAAGCUGCGGUUGGAGGAGGAGCAGGCCAAGCAAGCGGGACUUCGUGAGAAGGAAAAAAUGAUGGUGCAGGUUGCAGUAAAUCGUGCAAAUGAUAAAGUCCAACUUGCAAAUGAAACCGUGGAAUUAGAAAGAUUGAGGAGUGUUGUUGCGGAAAAAGAGCUCAAACUUCUUCCUUUGGAGGAAAGGGAAAAAGAGGAGAAGCAGCGCUUACUUGACGCUUACAAGGCAUCCCUUGAGGCUUCAAAGGAAGAACAAGAGAAGAACCAAACAGACAAUUUGAAUACCACAGUAACUUCGGCUAUGAAUUGUAUUCGAUGGAGCCAAACUGGAUUUUGUGGCGGCAAAGAGGAAGCACCUCUUAGUGAUAAAGGGUGUGAUGAGGUUAUUUCGCCUUCUGAAGCAGGUUUUCUGUGA